Molecule: messenger RNA, 996 nt
Organism: Boeremia exigua
Lineage: Eukaryota; Fungi; Ascomycota; Dothideomycetes; Pleosporales; Didymellaceae
Product: NADP-dependent oxidoreductase domain-containing protein
Exons: 4
Coding region: 1-996 (331 amino acids)
Cellular component (GO): cytosol
Molecular function (GO): aldose reductase (NADPH) activity
Source: RefSeq, a predicted model, not a curated record
AUGUCGUCCGGAAAGACUUUCACGCUCAACACUGGCCACAAGAUCCCUCAGCUGGGUUAUGGCACAUGGCAAGCCGCUCCUGGUGAGGUCGGCAACGGUGUCUACGAGGCUUUGAAGAUCGGUUACAGACAUCUCGAUCUCGCCAAGAUCUACGAGAACCAAAAAGAGGUCGCAGAAGGCAUCAAGCGUGCCUUCAAGGACGUUCCCGGCCUCAAGCGUGAGGACAUCUUCAUCACCUCUAAGCUCUGGAACACCCAGCAUAACCCUGAGCACGUCGAGGCUGCUCUCGAUGACACACUUGCCGAGCUUGAGCUUGAGUACCUCGACCUCUACCUUAUCCACUGGCCUGUCAACUUUGGUCCUGGCAAGGACCCUCACUCUGAUCUCUUCCCUGCGACUGCCGACGCCAACGAGGUCAACAUCGACAACUCAGUGCCAAACAGCGAGACAUGGAAGGCUGUGAACAAGCUCCCCAAGAGCAAGGUUCGGUCUGUUGGUGUAUCCAACUUUACAUACCAGAACCUCAAGGCUCUGGUUGAACAGACCGGUCUCGUUCCCGCCGUAAACCAGAUCGAGCGCCACCCCAUCCUUCCUAGCAAGGAGCUUAUUGCGUACGCUAAGGAACAGAACAUCCACAUCACCGCAUACUCUGCCUUCGGCAAUAACUUCUUCGACAUUCCUCUUCUCAUCACUCGUCCUGAGGUCAAGGCCAUUGCUGAGAAGAAGGGUGCCACACCAGCUCAGGUCAUCCUCGCUUGGAGUCAGGUCGGCGGCCACUCCGUUAUUCCCAAGUCAGUUACUCCUUCCAGGAUCGCCGAGAACUUCAAGGAGAUCGAGCUUGAUGAGGAGGACGUUGCCGCCAUUCAGAAGUUCUCCGACGAGCACCAGGGUCGCAGGAGGUACAACGUGCCAUACACUGCCAACAAGCCUCGCUGGAGCAUCAACAUCUUCAACGAGCCUGAGGAGCAAGAGGCCCCCAACAAGGUCGUACUAUAG